UUCGUAAACCAGAAAUCAGUAUACCCACUCCUACAAAAAAAAAAUCAUACAAACAAGCUCUCCUACAGAAUUCAUCUACAAUUUCCAAAAAAACAGAAAGACAGAUUAAUCUUUCUGAUAACACGAGAUCACCUACGCUACGUUCUUGGAACCAAACAAAUCUUAAUAACUCUCACAAUACUCACACUGACAAUUCAUUAAACUCAAUCUCAUCUAUUUAUAAAAUUCUUAACACUCUCACCACUCAAACACCAAGUUCAAAAACUUCUACUCAUACACAAUUUGAUGAUUCAACUGCCUCACAUAAUCACAACGACAACAUCAAUGACUUGUUUAUGCA
Molecule: messenger RNA, 340 nt
Organism: Ambispora gerdemannii
Lineage: Eukaryota; Fungi; Glomeromycota; Glomeromycetes; Archaeosporales; Ambisporaceae
Source: the annotation of a GenBank genome assembly